Naegleria fowleri is the source of this 2412-nucleotide messenger RNA. RefSeq lists its product as uncharacterized. Gene Ontology annotation, biological process: regulation of response to reactive oxygen species; positive regulation of macroautophagy; cellular response to leucine starvation. Gene Ontology annotation, molecular function: L-leucine binding; oxidoreductase activity, acting on peroxide as acceptor. Bases 1 to 2412 code for a protein of 803 amino acids. The transcript has 2 exons. The record is from RefSeq and is a predicted model, not a curated record. NCBI's taxonomy places the organism in Eukaryota, Heterolobosea, Eutetramitea, Acrasida, Naegleriidae. Gene Ontology annotation, cellular component: nucleus.
AUGUACAAAUCGAAAUCGGCAAACAUGUUAGGAACAUCUCACAAUUCCAAUGGUUCUUCGUCCAGUACGAAGGCUUAUCCCUCUCCGUUCUCGCUAUCUUCACUUGCUGUUGAUAUUUCUCCACAUCAUUCAUCUACUUUAACAAUGAGUGGUACUCCAGAGUGGUUAUCUUCAUCGGUCAUACCAAUGACUUCGCCUACUCUUUAUGAAUCAACUUUGGAGCAACAUGAAACAGUUAUGAAGAUUUUCAAUCAAAAGCAACAUCACGAUGAGGACGAGCCUCAAUGGUUAACGAAUAAUCACCACUAUUCCGAUCACGAAGAUGAAGAAUUCUUUGCUGUUGGAGAUUUACAAUCAAUUGUAGAUAAUAAUGGUAAUAAUAAUACUAACAAUAACACACAUCCAUUUGUUGUUCCUUCCAUGGAUUCGCAUCACGAAAAUCAACCAUCAACGGCAAACUCUAUCCUGGAUGAUUCUACCGCUCAUCACCAUCAUCAUCAUAGCCUCGAACAACAAUACGUACUUUAUUCCGAAGAAUAUGAUGAAGGAGUUUUACUCUCGGAAAGUCAUCUCUUUCGCCAAAUGGUUCAACCAACAGCAGAGAAACGGCGCAUAGGAAUUAACAAUAUCGUUCAAUUGGUCAUUAAGCAUGCUAAACUGUGGAAAGAAUUGAAUUAUAACAAUGAUGCCUCUACGAGUAGUAAUAGUACUAACAAUAAUGAGGAACUCUACCCAUCAAAGUUUUUUGAACGUUAUUCAGGCCUCAUAUCUAGAUUUGCCUAUGAAUGUCCAUUUGAAGACGUUUCUUCUGCAUUCAUAAAAUUAAUAGACGAUUUAGAAAGAGACUAUGGAAUCAAAUGUAUUCAGAAGGCAGAUAAGCACAAUGGAUUUCUUCGAGCAGUGUCACAUUUCUUUUCUCCCACCAUUUUCAAACCUAUUUUCAAAUUAGCAAGCUCUUCUGAUACUCAUCACUUUAUUCAAAACACAAAGGAACAUUUCAAAAACAUUUUUAUUGAAAACGGGCUGGUACCACAUGUAUCCCAAGUAUUAUUUGCACAUCCUUCUUUUGCAGAAAUUUAUUACAAAACCUAUAAUUUCGUGAUGAAAUCAAAUGGUCCACUCCCUCUCGAUUGGAGGUGUUAUAUUGCAAUAUUUGCUGCUUCAAGACACAAUUGUAAAUAUUUAGUGCGAAGACUGGAGGCGGAAUUUUUACUUUACGGAGGGGACAGCAAGUGGCUACAAGGUAUUGAAUUUAUUCCAUCAAAGUUAAAAAAGCUUGUCAAGUUGAAUUCGAUACUUUGUCAUAUGCCUUGGAUGGUCACGGAGGAACACAUAUCUGAGCUAGUGAGUAAUAAGGGUGUUGAUGAUUCUGGAUGGACCAUUGCAGAGCUAGUUCAUGCUAUCACAAUAAUGUGUCAUUUCUUUUCACUACCAGGAUUAAUUUUUGGAACAGGUAUACUACCUGAUGACGACACUACUCCUGUAUCAGACAUCCAGCACUCAAUUAUGGAUAAUGAAGAAGUGAGGAAGAGACAGAAGAAUGAAACUCAAAAAUUGGUUGAGACUUUAACCAAACAUGAUACUGAUGAUGACACACCAGUUGACAAAAAUCAAAGAAAUAAGGCCUUUGAAAGCACAGAAUCUGAGUUUGUAGACUCGACGUCGAAACCUAUUGUACCAACUCAUCUAUACAACAAUUUGAAUAACUUUGAUUGCUUUUCGAGGCCACACUUUGCCUCAAUGACUUUCUGGGAAGCUCAACAUUAUCAAUCUCAAAACAAUGAAAGAUCAAAGUCACUAAGUACGGAAGGACUAAUUCCGGAAUCAUCGAUUCAUGUGCCUUUAGUUAACUCUGCUUCCACAGUCAAGAAAAGUGCAACAAACAGACAACAUUUAAUCAAGACGAAAAAGUACAAAUACAACAAGUAUGACUUUACCUACAAAGAUUUUGAUGUUAAAAGUAAGAUGUACGAAACUGCAUCAAUCUAUGACUUUAACUGGGAAGAAAAUGCUUAUUCGAUAAUUAGUAGAUUCUACCAUGGAGCAGCUGAUUUACUGGAUGCAGAAUUUGAAUUCAUCUAUAAUAUGACAGAUAACAGAUGUGACGACAUUAAGGAUAUAGAUACUUCAGCAUUUCGAGCAGCCAUAUGGUGCUAUGUGCAUAGACUUUAUGGCGUCUCUCACGACGAUUUUAACUAUGAAAAAGUUAACAAGCUGUUGAAUAUUGACCUUAAAAAAUACAUCAAAACAAUAGUAUGCUAUCCAGAGAGAUGUACAAAAGAACAAUUUAUUGAUAUGGGUGUAAAAUUACGAACAAAGGAAAAGAUUCACAUAUGCUUACUUGCUAUGGAAGCAAGAAAACAGGUGGGAUUAAUUUAUGGUUUGAAAGCCAUCAACAAUUACAUGCAAUAG